AUGCCAGAGUCAAAGCAACUUGUCAUGCUCAGCCUGUGUUUGUUACUCUUAGCGGCAGCCCUUGCCGAGCCCAAAGUUCGUGUGCAAGUAAAUGACAGACGUUCAGGUGUGGCCUAUUUUGUCCCACAUGAUGCUCCCGAUCCAAGCGUUUUGGUGCCAUCUCCCAGCAACCAUUCGGAACGAGAGGAAGUGAGACAGUUGCUCAUGGAAGACGUGAUCAAUGUACCAGAAGAUGUGGAACUGACAAAAGAAAUGUGA
This is a messenger RNA of Echinostoma caproni, 258 nucleotides long. NCBI's taxonomy places the organism in Eukaryota, Metazoa, Platyhelminthes, Trematoda, Plagiorchiida, Echinostomatidae. The record is from the annotation of a GenBank genome assembly.